AUGCAGCAUCAGUCCCCGGCACAAGCUGCUCAACGUACCACAUUCACACCCAGGUCUGGCUCAACUACAUUAGCACUAUCACCCACAGGUCACAGUCGCAACGAAGGAUGUCCAGAGCCCACCCCAGUAGGUAGGACGAUAAUGUCCACAGCUGCUCAAAAGGACAGGCCUGAUAGUAUACCUACUCAGCUGGAGACUGGUAAGGAAUUGUGGGUUACGGUGGCUCGUAGGGCUGAUGUAGCCGUCGUCCUCUCCGUGGUACCCCAGCAACUGAGAGCCAAGAGUAUGCCAGCGACAAAAAACGAUGCGGAUGCGGUUCUGGAAAGUUACAACAUCCAACACACACAUGUGGAACUACCUGGCAGUCGUGGCACAGUGGGAACCACCAGCUCACAAGUGAAAGAACCUGAACGUCCACUAGUCGAAAGCUAA
This is a messenger RNA of Echinostoma caproni, 432 nucleotides long. The record is from the annotation of a GenBank genome assembly. NCBI's taxonomy places the organism in Eukaryota, Metazoa, Platyhelminthes, Trematoda, Plagiorchiida, Echinostomatidae.